This is a messenger RNA of Indicator indicator, 1086 nucleotides long. It is a transcript of the gene HGH1, whose product is annotated as HGH1 homolog. The coding region runs from base 1 to 1086 and encodes 361 amino acids. The transcript is spliced from 6 exons. The record is from RefSeq and is a predicted model, not a curated record. NCBI's taxonomy places the organism in Eukaryota, Metazoa, Chordata, Aves, Piciformes, Indicatoridae.
AUGGCGACUGCGGCGGAGGAGGCUGCCAUGGCGGAGCUGGUGGAGCUGCUGGCCCCGGCGGCGGGCGAAGCGGCCCGGGCAGGCGCGGCCGAGGCUGCGCUGGCGCUGUCCGGGGAUGCGGCGGGGCGGCGGCUUCUGGCGGGGCGAUCAGAGGCCCUCACGGCGCUGCUGGAGUUGGCGGCGGGGCCUUACCCUCCGUCCGGGCCCUGCCCGCCGGCCGCCCGCCACGCUCUGGGCUGCCUGGUGAACGUCUCGGCCGAACCGGAGGCCCGAGAGCCGCUGCUGGCCGGGCUGCCCGCGUUGCUGAAUCUGCUACCGGGGGGAGCUGCCUGUGGCGUGCUCGCCAACCUCUGCCGGGAGUGGCGAGCGGCCCGACGGGUGCUGCAGGGCCUGCGGGAGCGCGGUACCGGGCUGGAUCCGCUCCUGCAGGCCCUGGGGGAGCCCCAGCCGCCGCCACAGCUCGGGCCGCUGCUCUGCAACCUCAGCCAACUGCCCGAGGGACGCCGCGGGCUCCUUGACCGUUCCCGGUGUUCGGUGCAGCGGCUGCUGCCCUUCACGCAGUACCGGGACUCCGUGAUCCAUCGCCGGGGCAUCGUGGGGGCCCUCAGGAACUGCUGUUUCCAGUACGAGGACCACGAGUGGCUGCUGAGUGAGGAGGUUGAUAUCCUGCCCUUCCUGCUCCUACCUCUAGCAGGUCCUGAGGAGCUUCCUGAGGAGGAGAUGGAACGACUGCCUGUGGAUCUCCAGUACCUGCCCCAGGACAAGCAGAGAGAGGAAGAACCAGACAUCAGGAAGAUGCUUCUGGAAGCCCUCAUGCUGCUGACAGCCACCAAGGGUGGCCGCCACACGCUGAGGGACAAGGGCACCUACCUGGUCCUGCGGGAGCUGCACCGCUGGGAGCGGCACCAGGAGGUGCUGCUGGCCUGCGAGAAGGUCAUCCAGGUGCUGAUUGGGGAUGAGCCUGGCCCAGGCAUGGAGAACCUUCUGGAAGUGAAGAUCCCUGAGGAGGUGGAGCAGGAGCUGCAGCGCCUGGACAGGGAAGAGGAGAAGAAGCAGGAAGAGGAGCAGGAGGAGCCCCCGCGGUGA